Molecule: messenger RNA, 1725 nt
Organism: Juglans microcarpa x Juglans regia
Lineage: Eukaryota; Viridiplantae; Streptophyta; Magnoliopsida; Fagales; Juglandaceae
Product: oligopeptide transporter 5-like
Exons: 6
Coding region: 1-1725 (574 amino acids)
Biological process (GO): transmembrane transport
Molecular function (GO): oligopeptide transmembrane transporter activity
Source: RefSeq, a predicted model, not a curated record
AUGGGCAUGGCUGCUGGCGUGGGACUGGCAUGGCCCAGGCAUGGGCCUGGGCGCUGGCUUGUCUGCUGGGCUGCAUGCAUGGCCCAGGUAGGCAUGGCCCAGGCAAGGGCCUGGGUGCUGGGGUUGUGCGGCUACUGGUGGCUGGCAUGGCUUGUUAGCGGCAGGGUCGAGGCAUGGGUCGUGGGGCUGUCUAAUCUUGUUAGUGAUAGGGUCAAGGCAUUAGUUAUAGGCCUGUCAAGGCUUGUCAUGGCAUGGUUGGCAGCUUGGCUGUGGGUCACUAAACUUGAGAUUUUGGCACACACUCAGUACUCGACUAACACAGUGUUUGCCUACUCUAUUGUGUCCAACUAUUAUAUGGCAUCGCUUAUUACCGUCUCAUUUGUGUGUUGGAUAUGGAAAGGCUCGGUCAAAGCACAGAUAAUUGGUUCAGGUUCUCAUGGUCUUGGAAUUGGCUCUUUUAGCCUUGACUGGAUGUCCAUAACUGGCUAUAUAGGAUCCCCCAUGGCCUAUCCCAGAUUUGCUAUAGUUAAUAAGUUGGUGGGAUUUGUGGCCAUGAUGUAUUUAAUUGCUCCAAUUGCAUAUUGGACUAAUUUAUUCAAUGCCAAGAGAUUCCCCUUUUUCAGUCUUAACAUGUAUGAUUACGAUGGAAAGUUCUACAAGGCCGCUAGUGUCUUUGGCGACGAUUUGGUACUUGAUCCUCAGGCAUACCAUAAUUAUUCUGACAUCUAUUUAAGUAUCUUCAGCGCCAUGGGAACGGGGUUUGGAUUUGCAGGAUUAACAGCCACACUCACUCACUUUUUUCUAUUCUACGGAAGGGAUGCAUGGGUAUAUGGGGACCAAAUUCAACUUCCUACCUGGGGUUUUCUGGUUGCAGUGCUUGUGGCCGCCAUUUUACUUCUUCCCGUGGGUGCAAUUAAAGCUACAACUGGAAUCAAUCUUUCAAUGUUCCUCAUUGGUGAGAUGAUCAUGGGUUAUGCAUCACCGGGAAAACCCAUAGCCAACAUGGCUUUUGUAGCAUAUAGCCAAAGCACCAAAUUACAUGCCUUGAACUUUAUAGCUGAAUUCAAAUUGGGACAUUACAUGAAGAUUUCUCCAAGAUCCAUGUUCCUCGUUCAGAUUGUUGGAGCAUUGCUAGCAUCCACAACACGCAUUUUCACAGCAUGGUGGGCGCUCACUUCAAUCAAAAACAUCUGCGUGCCGGAGGAGGGGAAUAUCUGGACAUGCCCUGCUGUUACCAAUUCCUACAAUAGAGCAUUGAUAUGGGGAGGAAUUGGUCCAAGCCGAGUGUUUGCACCGCAUGGUCAGUAUGCAUGGCUAUACAUCUUUUUCCUGAUAGGAGUGGUGGGACCAGUGAUGGUUUGGAUUCUAAGUCGCAAAUAUCCUCAAAAGAAGUGGAUUAGACUGAUCAAUUUCCCAAUAAUAUUUGCGGGCACAGCAAUGAUGCCCCCAAUGGGUGCAGCCCAUAUAUGGAGUUUCUUUAUCGUGGCCUUUAUCUUCAACUUCUUGGUUUACAGCAGGCACAAGGGGUGGUGGUCUAAGCAUGCUUAUGAUCUGUCUAAUGGCCUCGAUUUAGGGACUGCCAUUUUCGGUGUACUCUAUAUGACUCUUGCUCUUCAAGAUAUCUACGAGGUCCAAUGGAUUGGGGGCGCUGAUGAACAGUGCCCUUUAUCUCUCUGCCCUACUGCUCCUGGCGUUAUUAAAAAGAACUGCCCCGUCUUCAACUGA